AUGGUUCUCUGGUUUUGUAAGUCUCUGAUGCCGUUCGAUUCGAUAUCUGAUCAAGCUAUGAAGGAUUUUUUUCAAAAAUAUGACAUCAUUGAGUCUGAUGCAGACAUGCCUUCUAGAGACACGGUGUCUCGCACUGCUCUUGAUGACGUUUAUGAAAGCAUGCUGAAUGAUGUCAAAUCUCAAAUACGAGCAGAUGCGCCUCGACAUGCAGCUAUCACAUUUGAUCUAUGGUCUGAUCAAUAUCGACACCGGAACUACAUAACAUUUACAUUUCACUACUUAACAGCUGGUAAGUCAUAA
Molecule: messenger RNA, 300 nt
Organism: Parnassius apollo (apollo)
Lineage: Eukaryota; Metazoa; Arthropoda; Insecta; Lepidoptera; Papilionidae
Source: the annotation of a GenBank genome assembly